Molecule: messenger RNA, 4131 nt
Organism: Spea bombifrons (plains spadefoot toad)
Lineage: Eukaryota; Metazoa; Chordata; Amphibia; Anura; Pelobatidae
Gene: SLC4A8
Product: solute carrier family 4 member 8
Exons: 25
Coding region: 379-3672 (1097 amino acids)
Biological process (GO): monoatomic anion transport; transmembrane transport; regulation of intracellular pH
Cellular component (GO): plasma membrane
Molecular function (GO): sodium:bicarbonate symporter activity; solute:inorganic anion antiporter activity; monoatomic anion transmembrane transporter activity
Source: RefSeq, a predicted model, not a curated record
UCCUGCUGCCUUGUGUUAUAUCUUUGCUGCUGCUAUUGUACGGUUAGCACCUGCUAGCCUCACAUUGUACAGCAUCACCCUUCUCCGGCCCAGGAUCCCCCUGCGGGUUCUGUCAUCUCUCCUGUGCUGUGAUUGGGUGCUCAGUCCCAGUGCCUGCAGCUGGGAUGGGGAGCCGCAGCCUGGAAUUGAACCGUCACUGACUGAGAUUGCCUUGCUGGUGGGGGUAACUCAGCGUCUUAGAGCCCGGCAGCUUCUUACUAUCACCCACGGAGCGAGGAGAACGCGUAUCCUGUCUAUCUAUAUACCCAAAAAGACAAGGUUUUGGUAAAUAAGGACCUGAACCCGUUAAGGAAUCUGCGGAAUCAGAGCUUGUCAGCCAUGCCUGCAGGAAGCAAUGAACCCGAAUGUGCCCUGAGCUACCAGAGAUCUGAUGAGGAGGCUGUCGUAGACCAAGGUGGCACCAGUUCUGUGCUGAAUAUUCAUUAUGAGAAAGAGGAGCUUGAAGGACACAGAACUUUGUAUGUGGGUGUUCGAAUGCCGUUAGGACGGCAGAGCCACAGACAUCACCGAACUCAUGGACAGAAACACAGAAAGAGGGAUCGAAUGAAGGGCGUCAUACAGGAAGAAGGCCACGAUGAAUCCUUAGCCCAUGAUACUCCUUCCCAGCGAGUGCAGUUCAUACUUGGGACUGAGGAUGAUGAAGAACAUGUCCCUCAUGAACUGUUCACAGAGCUGGAUGAGAUUUGUGUUAAGGAGGGUGAGGAUGCGGAGUGGAAAGAGACAGCAAGGUGGUUAAAGUUUGAGGAAGAUGUUGAAGAUGGAGGGGAACGUUGGAGUAAACCCUAUGUAGCAACUCUUUCCUUGCACAGCCUAUUUGAACUAAGAAGUUGUAUCAUCAAUGGGACUGUUCAACUUGAUAUGCGUGCAAACACUAUAGAAGAGAUAGCAGAUAUGAUCUUGGAUCACCAAGAGACAUCUGGUGAACUAGGAGAUAAUAUCCGAGUAAAGGUGAAGGAAGCACUUUUGAAGAAGCAUCAUCAUCAAAUUGAGAAGAAGCGCAACAAUCUUAUCCCAAUGGUGCGUUCCUUUGCCGAGGUUGGGAAGAAGCAGUCAGAGCCCCAUUUGCUAGACAAAAAUAGUCUGGCUGUUUCUCCACAACCUACUCCCUCUACACUUGAUGUUAAGAAUGGUGGGAAUCAUGACAACAGUAGUGCCGUGGACCUAAGCAAGGUGGACCUUCAUUUCAUGAAAAAGAUCCCUACUGGCGCUGAAGCCUCCAAUGUCCUUGUUGGAGAGCUUGACUUUCUAGAACGUCCAAUUGUAGCUUUUGUGCGUCUGUCUCCAGCAGUCCUUCUCACUGGGCUGACUGAAGUCCCCAUCCCAACAAGAUUCCUAUUUAUUUUACUUGGACCAGUGGGAAAAGCCCAGCAAUACCAUGAAAUUGGAAGAUCAAUGGCAACUAUCAUGACAGACGAGAUUUUUCAUGAUGUUGCUUACAAGGCGAAGGACAGGGGGGACUUGCUUGCUGGUAUAGAUGAGUUUCUUGAUCAAGUAACUGUACUUCCUCCAGGGGAAUGGGACCCCUCUAUUAGAAUUGAACCACCAAAGAAUGUCCCUUCUCAGGAAAAGAGGAAAAUGCCUGGAGUUCCUAAUGGCAACGUCUGUCAUGUGGACCCAGAACCAGAACCUGAGCAUAGUGGACCAGAACUUCAGCGCACAGGAAGGCUAUUUGGAGGUCUUAUAGUAGACAUAAAGAGGAAGGCUCCAUUCUAUUGGAGUGACUAUAAGGAUGCACUUAGCUUACAGUGCGUGGCCUCCUUCCUCUUCCUGUACUGCGCAUGCAUGUCCCCAGUGAUUACAUUUGGAGGUUUACUUGGAGAAGCAACUGAAGGUCGCAUAAGUGCAAUCGAAUCCCUCUUUGGUGCUUCAAUGACAGGAAUUGCUUACUCGUUAUUUGCUGGACAACCCCUCACAAUUCUAGGAAGUACGGGACCUGUGCUGGUGUUCGAGAAGAUUUUAUUCAAAUUUUGCAAAGAACAUGACUUUUCCUAUCUCUCACUGAGAGCGUGUAUUGGACUGUGGACUGCCUUCCUCUGUAUUGUUCUGGUGGCAACCGAUGCCAGCUCCCUGGUCUGCUAUAUCACACGUUUUACGGAAGAAGCGUUUGCGUCCCUGAUCUGCAUUAUUUUUAUCUACGAAGCCAUAGAGAAGCUGAUUCAUCUGGGAGAAACAUACCCUGUUCACAUGCACAGUCAACUGGACAAACUUACACUUUACUACUGUAAAUGUACUGCUCCGGAAACACCAUCCAACAAAACAUUGGAUUACUGGAGAGACAACAACAUCACCCUCUCUGAAACGGAUUGGGCCAACUUCACAGUUAGCGAAUGUAGAAAAAUGCAUGGCGAGUUUAUGGGACCCGCCUGUGGACACCAUGGACCAUAUACUCCUGAUGUUCUUUUCUGGUGCUGCAUCCUGUUUUUCACAACAUUCGCAUUAUCUGGCACCCUGAAAACCUUUAAAACAAGUCGGUACUUUCCUACUAAGGUACGGUCAAUGGUGAGUGACUUUGCUGUGUUUCUCACUAUCUUUUCAAUGGUAGUCCUGGACUAUUUAAUCGGCGUGCCCUCUCCAAAGCUUCAAGUUCCAAAUGAAUUUAAGCCGACAAGAGACGAUAGAGGGUGGUUUGUCAAUCCAAUUGGAAGAAACCCUUGGUGGACGGUUUUCCCCACAAUAAUUCCUGCUCUGUUGUGCACUAUCCUCAUAUUCAUGGAUCAGCAGAUCACUGCCGUGAUCAUCAACAGGAAGGAACAUAAACUGAAGAAAGGAUGCGGUUACCACUUGGACCUUCUGGUGGUGGGACUGAUGUUGGGAAUCUGCUCACUUAUGGGACUUCCGUGGUUUGUGGCAGCCACGGUCCUCUCUAUUACCCACGUUAAUAGUCUUAAACUAGAGUCCGAAUGUUCAGCCCCUGGAGAGCAACCUAAAUUUCUUGGCAUCAGGGAACAGCGGGUUACUGGGCUGAUGAUCUUUGUGCUGAUGGGAUGCUCUGUGUUUAUGACCACGGUGCUCAAGUUUAUCCCAAUGCCUGUUCUGUACGGAGUGUUUCUGUAUAUGGGAGUUUCUUCACUGCGGGGAAUCCAGUUCUUUGAUCGCCUCCUGCUUUUUGCAAUGCCAGCCAAACAUCAGCCAGAUUUUAUCUACCUGCGACACGUCCCUUUACGAAAAGUUCAUCUCUUCACCAUCAUCCAGCUGACCUGUCUUGUUUUACUUUGGGUCAUCAAAGCUUCUAGAGCUGCUAUUGUAUUCCCAAUGAUGGUUCUUGCCCUAGUAUUUGUCCGCAAACUGAUGGACUUUGGGUUUUCUAACCGGGAGUUGAGCUGGCUUGAUGACUUGAUGCCAGAGAGCAAGAAGAAAAUACUGGAAGAUGCCAAAAACAAAGCUAAAGAAUUAGAGGAAUCCGAGAAGAUGCUUCUGGCCAGUGAGGAAAAGGGUGUGCAACUUCCCAUGGAGACCAGAAAAUUAUUGAGCAGCCCUGGGAAAAAUAAUAAUUCAAGAUGUGAUCCAUCAGACAUAAAUAUUUCUGAUGAAAUGCCCAAAACUACAGUGUGGAAAGCUUUGAGUAUGAACAAUGAAAGUUCAAAAGCAAAGGAAAGAAGCUUUUUCAAAUAGGUGUCUUGGCAUAAGAAGGGCAGCGUGAAAUGACAGAUGACUCAGGGAAGCGCCAAGACCCAAAACGUGGCAUACAGCUUUGAAGAACUGUCCCUCAUCCUUUUCUUCAGAAGAAGGAUUCAUGUUAAAGCCAUUGGAAUUUUUUUAUUAUAUGAAUAUAUAUAUAUUAUAUAUUUUUGUUUUAUUUUCAGUGUGUGCUUCGAAAAGCUAUAAAUCUGUGCGUACCAUUGAUUCUCUGGUACUCGCACUGUAAGGGAGUGGCACAUGUGCCAAUGUAAUGUCUGUCUGCGAAGGAUUCACGGAAAUCUGGCAUAGCUCUUACCUAUGUGUUGUGUACGUUUAAUGUUCGUAAACAGCAUAUUAGCAGUUGUAGCUUCAGUGACAUCACUAAGUCAAAGGGAGGGAUUCCUGUGCUUAAUAAACUUCUCGUUAAGAGAUUUGUAUCGGGGAGACCACAUG